CUUGGACCCCCCCCUGACCCCCCCCCCCCCCCCCAUGCCCCAGGGCCGGCGGCUUUGGACCCUGCGGCUGCCGGGGGGGGCGGCGGCGCUGGCGGGGGGGCGGCUGCCGGGGGGGGCGGCGCUGGCGCUGCUGGCGCUGGAGACCCGGGAGCUGCGGCUCUACCGGGGGAGGAGCCUGGUGGCGGUGCUGCAGAGCCCGGACGUGGUGACCGGGCUCUGCUUCGGGCGCUACGGGCGCGAGGACGGGACCCUGCUCAUGGCCACGCGCGGUGGGUGCGGGCACCCAUGGGUGCUGCA
Messenger RNA from Pezoporus occidentalis (night parrot), 297 nucleotides. It is a transcript of the gene BBS1, whose product is annotated as Bardet-Biedl syndrome 1. Lineage: Eukaryota; Metazoa; Chordata; Aves; Psittaciformes; Psittacidae. Gene Ontology annotation, cellular component: centrosome; BBSome; axoneme. Gene Ontology annotation, molecular function: smoothened binding; patched binding. The annotation marks the transcript as partial. Gene Ontology annotation, biological process: non-motile cilium assembly; protein localization to cilium. The record is from RefSeq and is a predicted model, not a curated record. The transcript has 2 exons.